CUGAUUGGCUGACAUCUAACGGUUGGACAGGUUUUGACGUCACUCUGAUGUUGUGUUAGACUUGGACUGAAGUUGUGCCGGUGUCCUCGGAUCAGAUGCACACAGACACCAGGACAAACACGGAAGAAAAGAGCAGCUUCGUGUUUCCUCGAUGCAUGAAGGUCGAAAGAGUCUGUUCGUCGACCUGAAGUGAGUUCAACAGUAAAUUAUGGCUCAGUUUAUUGAAAACUCCAGCCUUGAGGGCUGGAAGGUGAUUGGCUCCGGAGGUUGCGGACAAAUCUACAAAGCCAGGCAUCGUCAGUGGGCGUGUGACGUGGCCAUUAAACUGCUUCGUCAUGAUGAUGGGACCAAUGAACCUUUGCUGCGUGAGAUCAAGAUGAUGCAAGAAGCUAGCAGCCGGCAUGUUAUUCGUGUCCUAGGGGCCUUCAAAGGUCAACCGCCCAACUCUGGUUGGGCAACACAGCUUGGUGUGGUCAUGGAGCUCAUGGAGAGAGGAUCGCUGGCCUCCCUACAGGAAGCCUUGGAUGGACCUCCACCCUGGCCGCUGGUCUUCAGACUGGUUCACCAAGUGGCUCUGGGUAUUAACUACCUCCACAGUCUGACCCGUCCCGUUCUCCACCUGGACCUGAAGCCCCAAAACGUGCUGCUGGAUGACGCUCUCAAUGCCAAGCUUACAGAUUUCGGCCUUUCCCGGAUUUCGUACAGUGUCUCACAGGUUUCCCAGAAGGACAAUAAAGAGGGAGGAGGGACAGUCAACUACAUGCCCCCGGAGGUGUUUGGCUUAACAUACAAACCUAAACGAGCCUCUGAUAUCUACAGUUAUGGGAUACUCCUUUGGUCCAUUGUCACAGGGAAACAACCCUAUGGAAAUAAAAAUGCUGACUUAGUGAUGCUUCGCAUCCCGGAAGGAGACCGUCCACUGCUGGAUGAUAUCAAGGGCCAUGCUCUGGGGUUGACAGAGCUGACAAGACUGAUGCAGAGAUGCUGGGACAAUGAACCCGAACGAAGGCCUCAAGCCCUUGAGUGUACAACUGAGACAGAACAACUAUAUAAGAUGCACAAAGAUGCCAUUUUUGACGCUGUCCAUGAAGUGCAGAAGAAACUGGACCAAAAGGCAAAAGAAAAAGUCAUGACAGAGCAGGUUCAGAGGGAUCAAAUCGCUGAGGCUUCAGCGGAGGAGAUCCAAAAGUCUCUGAGUGGAGUGAAGCUGUCUACUGAUCCACCCAAGAGUGAACUGGACACUCUCAGGGUGGACGAGGAUGGAGAGCAGGGGUUAAGACUUCGUCUGAUGAAGUGUGUAGACUCCACUAUGAGUCAGUGUGAGGGCAGAGAGGAGGGAGUCCCAAUACCCUGCUAUAAGUUCAUUAAAGAUCUCCGGCGGUUGUUAGAACUUCCUGACGUCAAAGAUGGACAGCAGCCUACAGUUCAAAGCCCAGAGCAGCAGCAGCAGCACACACCUGACUCUCCUGGACCUGGACCCAGCUGUGUGUCCUCCAAAGGAUCCAACAUGAGAGACCAGUUUCUCCUGCACCUGAAGCUGGACCUGAACCCAGCUGUGUGUCCCUUAAGAGUGACUGGUCUAUGGAUCGACCUAUUGACUUCAAAGAUGGAAAGCAUUCUGAUCACCAAAGGAUCCAACAUGAGGGACCAGUCUCUCCUGGACCUGAACCCACCUGUGUGUCCCUUAAGAGUGACUGGUCUAUGGAUCGACCUAUUGACUUCAAAGAAGGAAAGCAUCCUGAUCACCAAAGGAUCCAACAUGAACCUGGACCUGAAGCUGGACCUGAACCCAGCUGUGUGUCCCUUAAGAGUGACUGGUCUAUAG
Messenger RNA from Perca flavescens (yellow perch), 1825 nucleotides. RefSeq names its product receptor-interacting serine/threonine-protein kinase 3. The coding region runs from base 209 to 1825 and encodes 538 amino acids. Gene Ontology annotation, molecular function: ATP binding; JUN kinase kinase kinase activity. Gene Ontology annotation, biological process: protein phosphorylation. NCBI's taxonomy places the organism in Eukaryota, Metazoa, Chordata, Actinopteri, Perciformes, Percidae. The record is from RefSeq and is a predicted model, not a curated record. The transcript is spliced from 16 exons.